CAACUGUCUCCUCACUGGAGUCAUGAACCAGUCCCGUGCUGGCGCCCGCCUGAGCAUCGUGCUGGGACACCCUGGCCAGUGUUUGGCCAGGGCCGGUGUAACUCACCCCACUUCAGGGGCUGUUUCUCCUAACAGUUUCCAUCCUCCACAAUUCCAGUAUACUCGGGAAAAUAAUGUUCUAAGCCUAGAACAGAGACAAUUUUAUGAAGAAAAUGGGUUUCUUGUCAUUAAAAAUUUGGUAUCUGAUGCUGAUAUUAAACGCUUUAGGAGCGAGUUUGAAAGGAUCUGCCAAGGGGAGGUGAAACCAGAGCAAAUAAUGAUAAUGAGAGAUGUGUCCAUUGCAAAAUCAGAAUAUAUACCAAAUGAAAAGACAGUUUCAAAGGUCCAAGAUUUUCAAGAAGACAAGGAACUCUUCAGAUACUGCACUCUCCCUGAGAUUCUGAAAUAUGCGGAGGGCUUCACUGGACCCAAUAUUAUGGCCAUGCAUACAAUGCUGAUAAACAAACCUCCAGAUUGUGCGACCCGCCACCACUUCCGGGGUCGAGCGGAGAAUGGCGACGCCUCCGCUGCGGAAGGAGGAGUUAGGGGCGGAGCCGCGUUUGCGUGCCGCCUGAACGCGCAGGCGGACUUUGCGCAUGCUCGCACGAAGGCGUCUCCAACUCCGCUUCGGGUGGCGUUUCGCUCACGCUGUUCCCCAGUCGGGAGGCUGCGUUUAGAGUUGCCGAAGGAUUGGGCGUUGGGCAGAUUCUUUUCCCGUCAUCAGUUCUGUCUUCUGACCCCCUACUCCACGCAGACCCAAGACUCUGUUCAUGCCAAGUAG
This is a messenger RNA of Odobenus rosmarus divergens (Pacific walrus), 820 nucleotides long. Its product is annotated as phytanoyl-CoA dioxygenase, peroxisomal-like. Bases 23 to 820 code for a protein of 265 amino acids. NCBI's taxonomy places the organism in Eukaryota, Metazoa, Chordata, Mammalia, Carnivora, Odobenidae. The transcript has 3 exons. The record is from RefSeq and is a predicted model, not a curated record.